Messenger RNA from Fusarium verticillioides 7600, 207 nucleotides. RefSeq lists its product as hypothetical. The transcript has 2 exons. The record is from RefSeq and is a predicted model, not a curated record. The coding region runs from base 1 to 207 and encodes 68 amino acids. NCBI's taxonomy places the organism in Eukaryota, Fungi, Ascomycota, Sordariomycetes, Hypocreales, Nectriaceae.
AUGGCUUACACCAAGAACUCGCUAAUUUCCCGCCAUCAUCUGUCUACCGAUUUCCCUUACCCCAAAGCCGUGGUGCGAGUCUAUAAUACUAUUAACACCGUCUGGGCGAAGAAGCGCGGCGACCAGAAGUCGACUCAAGACCGGCCAACAUCUCCCGAACCGCCUGCCUUCCUGGCAAAUGACCAAUCGCUUACGGAGACCUUCUGA